AUGAGACCUUCGAACCCGAGCCUCGAAGUGGACCGGUCCGAAAACAUAAACCCAAAUUGGCACGAGAAUGUGCUGAUUCAAUCGGGCGAAUUCGAAAUCGAACCGAUUUGUGCUUAUAAUCCAAUCAACGCAAAGCAGAGCGAGUCGCCAAGGGCAACGUUGAACGAAGACUCCCCCGACAUGGAGGGCGGAAGAAGGUGGGAGGAGAUGCCGGUGGACUGCCUGGUCGACAUCUUCCGGCGGCUCGGCCUCCACGACCUCACCCUCUCGGUGCCCUUCGUCUGCAGGUGCUGGCGGCGCGCCUCCCUCGAUCCCGGCUGCUGGCGGCGCCUCGACUUCCGGUCGCUUGACUUCAUGCCGUGGAGCCACUUCUCCAGGAGCUUCAACUCUUGCUACCGCCUCAGCAGCCUUUCCUUCUCCGCCUUCAUGAGGUUCGUGGUCGCCCGCAGCCGCGGCUCCGCGGCGGAGCUCCUCUUCCCCUUGUCCUUCGGCGCGUCGAUCCAAGACCUGACCUUCGUCUCGAUGAAAUGCCCGAGGUUGAAGCGUCUGGCUUUGCCUGAAAACUUUAUGCUAGAAGACGACCUGCUCAUCCCGGAGCUCGUCGGGCGAUGGAGAGACCUCGAGCAGCUCGAGAUGGAGACGAAGCCCUCCUCCUUCUUGGAGAUGAUCGCCGUGAUCGGCCGUAACUGUAGCAGGUUCGGCCGGUUGAAGGUGCGCGGUCUGAUCGGCAAGGAAGACGCGAGGGCCAUCGUGGAUUGUCUUCCGGACCUGAACCACUUGGAGCUGAGCAAAUCCUACUUGACGAAGGAGGAGUUGGUGGUGAUCGUAAAUGGCUGCAGAAAGCUAGAAAGAUUGACCGUGAAGGAUUGCCUGGGUCUUCAAGUGGACGAUGAGGUGGUCAGAUCGGCGUCAAGGAUCAAGUGCUUCGAACAUGAGGGUUCGAAGCUGCUUGAUGAUUAUGGAUAUGAGACAGAUGAAUCGGAGCAGCAAUCUGGAUUUUUCUACUGGUGAUGAAACCUACAUGUUUUCCGAGAAAAAAGUGGCCUAAAAGAAUGUUCAUUUCAUCUCUUAGUUUGGUGAGCUAACUAAGAAAAAGGAAUCGGUCAGGAUAAUUAGCUGUGUCUCAAACUUUGGUUUCAGAAGAUAAUUUAUGAGCCAGUGGAUGAGAUCUUUUAUGUUUCUAAAUUAGCAUGCCAGAUUGGCAUAUCCAUUACUUUUGAGUUCCUAUAGGUUACUGUUGGUCGGCUGUAUUGUGUUUACGUAACAGAUGACAGGUACAACAACAACAUUUGUGAUAUGAUGCGAGUGUCAAUCGGAGGCGAUCACUUUUGCUUCUCGCUUAGAGUUGCUGAAACCGACGGUAUCGACAUACAGAAACAAAUCACAAAUUGCAGGAGAAAGAACAAAAGCUGUCUUCUUGCUGCAGAAGGGGUCAACUUGGAAUGAAAGGCAAUAGGGUGGACACUUGGGAUGAACUACGCCGAUCGACUUGUCCAAUCUACAAUUUAUAAUUACGUUUUUUACUUCAAUAUAUAUAUAUCAAAUCUUGAAAACUAUUUUUAAUUCGACAAAUUCUCAAUUAGUGUUUUUGAGGAAUUACAGCUUAUUUAGACUAUUUAGAGGAUGCUUUUGAUUUAAGAAUAAAUCCGUCUUUAUCCGCGCACACGUGGAAUGACGUGGUGCGUCUUGCGCGUCUCAUGGCCCUUUGGGUCCCAUGUCGGUGCAUCCAAUCACGAGACGGGGCGGAAGGGUGUGGGCUGCAAUGCUAGCGUUCGGCCGAAGCAUCAUCCUCUCUCUCUUCUCUCGCUGCCGCUUGGGAAUUCUCGUGAGGAGAUUUGGGCAUGGAGAGAUUGCCGGGGGAGCUGUGCCUCAAGAUCUUCCACCUGCUGAACCAUAGAUCUCUCGCUGCUGCUCCCCAAGGGGCCUAAGGAUCAUCACAGAAGGUAAUGAUUACUAUCUCAUCCAUCAAGGUGAAAUCCAAAAAUACCUGGGCAUGCGCAAUCUCAGAAAUGAAAGUUGCGAUGAUGUAGCGCCUCUACAAGGCGUUGAAGAGCAUCACUCAGGGAUUCCGGAUAGAAUCCUUUUCUUUCUUGGGGAUCUUGAGGCUGCCUGUGCAGCGGCCAAGCGUUUACAGACGUGAACAUGCAUUUUCGUCAAAGAUGAAUGAAACAGCGCACUGUAUUAUUCGGUGCAGGAACUCCUUCCGGGAAAGUGAGUGUCAAAUCUCUGAUGUUUCCUUUGCUUAACAGCAUAAUUAUACAAUUAAUGGCCAACCACACCCGAGUAUGUGAGAGAAAGCUUCUUGCAGUACCAAGUUGUGUGGUGAACCAUUAAUGCAAACUGAGUUUUUAAUGUUGAGGAAAGUUGAUUUCGUAUGAAAUAAAUGCCACAGUGCACCUUCUACAUGUCCUAAAACUUUGGCAUUUCCUCUUGUAUGCAGAUUGUAGUGGGAAAGAGUUGAUGCUAUCACAGAAAAGAGUGCAUGUAACUUGAAAGGCAACCAAACAAGGAAGACUUUACCCGUCCUAUUGGGAACUGAUGCCAAGUUGCUGAAGGAUAUCUUACGUGGUCCAGAAAGAAUGAAAAGUUUGUUUGUGGAGAAAGAAUGUACCGUCUCCUCUUCUGCCGUAAUGACCUCAGUAAGUACAUAGAGAUCCUUAGCAUCUUGAUAGAUAAUGCUUUCUUGGAGCGGAAAAGAAGGUGAAGGGUCAACGUAAGCUGAGGUUGACAAAAAAGCCUUCUUAUUUGCUCAAGACAGUUGACUAUGGGUGGCUCACAUCAACUUCAUUUUGGCAGAAUGAUAAUGUUGACAAUUGAACCGGUCAUAUGGCUGCUAGGAUCGAAUUGCGAGUGUAUUACGGCAUUAGACGUGAGGAAUCUGACUUUCUUCUUUGGCUGCAAUUUCCAAAUACAUAACACUUCGUUUCUUUUA
Molecule: messenger RNA, 2932 nt
Organism: Musa acuminata AAA Group (dessert banana)
Lineage: Eukaryota; Viridiplantae; Streptophyta; Magnoliopsida; Zingiberales; Musaceae
Product: F-box/LRR-repeat protein At3g48880-like
Exons: 4
Coding region: 1-1011 (336 amino acids)
Molecular function (GO): protein binding
Source: RefSeq, a predicted model, not a curated record